Molecule: messenger RNA, 2814 nt
Organism: Egretta garzetta (little egret)
Lineage: Eukaryota; Metazoa; Chordata; Aves; Pelecaniformes; Ardeidae
Gene: MCMDC2
Product: minichromosome maintenance domain containing 2
Exons: 14
Coding region: 27-2075 (682 amino acids)
Biological process (GO): double-strand break repair via break-induced replication
Molecular function (GO): single-stranded DNA helicase activity; ATP binding; DNA binding
Source: RefSeq, a predicted model, not a curated record
UAAAGUGCAAAGAUCCCUCUUGGAAGAUGCACCGUGAAAUACAGAAAAUGAGGGAAUUUGCCCUUGUUUACCUUGACAGAAGUGGUGGCCUUCAGAAAUUCGUGCACGAUUGCAAAAAAUAUAAUGACUCAAAACAAAGUUAUGCUAUUUAUCGUUUCAUUAUUUCAAUAAAUCCUUCUGAUAUUGCUGAACUAGAUGCGACUCUUGGAAACUACAUUCUUCAUCAUCCCAUACAAGCUGCACAGGUUUUUCAGUCAGUAUGCUUCAUAGCUAUUAAGACAUUAUCAUUAAUUGAACAACUGCAGACAGAGGCCCAGAUUAGUAUACUGCUGAAACCAACUCAUUUGCCACCUUUACCAAGUUAUGUUCUGAGUCUUUCUGCGUUUCCUUUUAAUUACACGUCUCAAAGAUUUUAUAUGUCUGAAGGAAUAGCAAUUGCAAUGGGAACUGUAACAAAAUACACACAAGGAGCAAGAUUUCUUUGUACUGAGGAAACCUGUCCAUUUUCUGAAGGGUUUAGGUACAUAAGAGUGCAUCUGCCUGGAGCUACGGAAUCUGCCACAGUGAGGAACGAUUUUGCGUGUAGUUUGUGUUCUUCACCACUGCAGGAAGACAUGAAAUUUAGAGUGCUUGGUGAUAAACAAAUAGUUGAAAUGAUUGAUGCAAAAGUUCUUAAUGCUUUGAAAGGAUAUUCCAAUGAUAAAUCACAUUUUAGGAUUCAGACAUUUACAGUUUUCUUGAGAGAUGAACUGGCCAAUAAAAUGAAAAUAGGAAACCACUACAAGAUUAUAGGAAUUCCAGCUUGUGUACAAAAUGGCUUGCAAGCCACAGCAUGUAUAGAAGUCAGUAGCAUACAGCUCUGUAAGCCAAAUGGUCCUUCUCUUGUCAGUGACAAUUUUAAGUACCUGCUCUCACUGACUUCAAGUUCAUACUGGAGGUUUACAGCUGUCCUUGCCAAUAUCUUUGCUUCUCAAGUUGUUCCACCAGGCACCUACAAUACUCUUAAACUCGCAAUAUUGCUGAGUCUAGUACAGACAUGUGAAAAAGAAAAUGCAGAUUAUCUGGAUCUCUUGAUAGUGACAAGUGACACGCUAGUAAUUGAUAGGCUUCUGAAUUACAGCAUAUGCCUUCUGCCUCGUGGCAUACGACACCCACCUUCCAGUGAAAUUUUUCCUUCUGUGUCCAAAGAUAAACACGGAACUGGAAGUGCUAGUAUUCACGCUUGCAGCGCUGUGCUGGCUAAGGGUGGUAUCUGUUACAUAGGAGAUUUAUCUUCAUAUAAAAAGGAUAAACUUGAACUUCUACAGUCCGUGCUUGAGAGCAGAACGACAACAGUAUUCAUUCCUGGGAAGAAGUACGGAGAAGAGGCUGACCAGCAAGUUACGAUUUCAGUUCAGACCAAUUUUUGGUCUUUUGUAGAUGUGGAUUCUUCCCCAAAGAAACAUACGCAAAAGGAUAAGUUUUUAAUUGGACAGAUGGACGUGAGUUUGAUUCCACCUAACCUUCUAGAUGUUUUUGGGCUUUUGAUAUACAAUGAGUUUCCUUCAUGUCGACUGUCUUCUCCUCUCAUUCAUCAUAUCUUGAAGAAAGCCAUGAAUCCUGAAGCCGUGCUGUACAAAGUCUCACAGCAGUUCACAAUGCAGGAUUAUGAGAAGUUCAUUUUGUUUGCUAAGAAUCUUCACGUCGAACUGAGUUCAGAAGCCGAAAACCUCAUUCAGGGCUACUAUCUUGCAAGUCGCAGAGUGAGGAGAGGUUCUGUUCAUGGAUCAACAGUAUCAGCAUCUGCACUAAGAAUUCUGAUUUCACUGUCGAAGGCUCAUGCUAAACUAAGUUUACGAAAGAAAGUGCUUGAGGAAGAUGCAUUAAUUGCCAUCUUGUUACUUGAAUCGGCUCUUACCCUAAAACAUGGCAAGUCUGCAUUGUGUGUAGCGCCAAAUCCUGUAUUCCCCUUUGACCUCAGUGAUGAAAACUCCCUGCAACAGAGAGAUAGUUACCUCAUGCAGUGUCACCAUCAACUGCUGAAGUUUAUUGGUGCAUAUGGCCCAGGAAUUCACAUUAACACUAAUGAAGAGUGAAAACUCCACUCUGUAAGUAAAGCCAGACACUUCCACUUUAGUUUUUUGAGAGACUGCAGUUACAUUAAGAACUUUAUUAGUUGCAUAUUUCUUUUGUAAGACAGUUCAGUGCUGUUUUGCUGAGGAAUAGAGCAUAGCUGACAAGAUUCAGUUCCAAGUUUUGUGACAACAUUGUCUGAAGGCAGGAGUGAUGUCUCCAUCCUGGGAGGCCAUGGCUUCAGAAUAAAGCCGCAAUCUGAACUUCUCUUCUCUGCUACCACUGUUCAUCCACAGUUAAGUGACAGCAGUAAAGCUGGGUUUUUAACAAGACUACAACUAACAGUUAAACCAAGAGUUUAGAAUCCGUUUCAUUUCAACUGCAUGAACUCUGCAGUUUUUCUUGUUGCUUCUUUUCAAAUGUAUCACCCACUGAGGGCCAAAUAGUUUUAAGUACAUUAAAACUCUUGUUCUAGAGUAAGCUGACUUUCAUUAUUACUCAUGUUCUAAAAGGUAUAAAAGUAUCACCAGACUGCUUGAUGUUCUAUGUCUUAGUUUAACACCACAGCAACAUAGUAUUAGACCAGGAUGCCUGUGUGCUCCUGCAAUCUGAAAAAACCCUCAGUAUUUCCACAUUACUUUAUAUAGACAGCAGGGGCUAGUAGAACCCUACAGGAAAAGUGUGUGUGGGGGGGGAAACAAAAAACGUUAUUAGAUGACCUGGUAGGUAGGCAGCUCAGCAAGUUCAACUCGACCUCACUGC